UUGUGCAUAGCGCAUCCUUCUCUCGCCUUCUCCUCUUCAACUCCAACUCUUCAACUCUCCAACUCUCUCUCUCUCUCUUCUCUCAUUUCUCUCAUUUCAUUUCUUUUUUAAAAACUUGAUUCAGCAUGUCGUUCGGAAAGGUCGCAACACUCAACACCGGUGCCACCAUCCCUCUGGUUGGCUUGGGAACAUGGCAGGGUAAGAAGGAUGAAUUAAAGCAGGCGGUGAAGAUUGCGCUCCAGACCGGAUACCGCCACAUCGAUACCGCCUGGAUCUACGGCAACGAGAAGGAAGUCGGCGAAGCCAUUAAGGAGUCGAACGUCCCUCGUGAGCAGAUCUUUGUCACUACCAAGCUCUGGAACAACUCGCACCGUCCCCAGGAUGUCCAGCCUGCCCUUGAGACCUCGCUCAAGAACCUCGGCUUGGACUACGUUGACCUUUACUUGAUGCAUUGGCCUGUGGCAUUCAAAGCCGGCUCUGAGGCCAUUCCCAAGGAUUCGGAGGGCAAUAUCCUCCAGGAGGACGUUGACUUUACAGAAACCUACAAGGCCAUGGAGGACCUUCUUAAGACUGGCAAGACCAAGGCGAUCGGAGUCUCGAACUUCACGAUCAAGAACCUCACAAAGUUGUUGAAGAGCGCCAAGGUCGUCCCCGCCGUCAACCAGGUCGAGCUCCACCCCGAGCUCCCUCAGUGGGACCUUCUGGAGUUCUGCGAGUCCAAGGGAAUCCACUUGACCGCUUACUCUCCCCUCGGAUCCACUGAUUCGGCCCUUAUCAAGCGCGGUGAGAUCGCCGAGAUUGCAAAGAAGCACAAGAGCACGCCCGCGAACGUCCUGAUUUCCUGGGCUCGCCAGCGCGGUACCAGUGUGAUCCCCAAGUCCGUGACGGAGUCACGUAUCAUCUCGAACUUUAAGGACAUUGAGCUCGACUCUGAGGACUUGAAGACCCUCAAGGCUCUUACUGAGAACGAUCCUCCUCACCGCUACACCAACCCUGAGUCCUCCUGGGGCAUCAGCAUCUUUGGAUAAAAAGAAAAAAAAAAUCUGUCCAGCAAUCGACCUUGUAAAUAGAAAGCAGCAGUAACUUUGAAAUACUGUUAUAUCAAAGUAUAAAAAAAAUAAAAAAAAUUACAUGCCUGGAAUGGGAACACAAUCGAACCAUUUUUUUUUGGACUCAAGG
Molecule: messenger RNA, 1179 nt
Organism: Gamsiella multidivaricata
Lineage: Eukaryota; Fungi; Mortierellomycota; Mortierellomycetes; Mortierellales; Mortierellaceae
Product: NADP-dependent oxidoreductase domain-containing protein
Exons: 4
Coding region: 126-1028 (300 amino acids)
Cellular component (GO): cytosol
Molecular function (GO): aldose reductase (NADPH) activity
Source: RefSeq, a predicted model, not a curated record